AUGAUACAGGGCGUAAAGAAAAAAUUUGGACUGGAUGCGAAAAAUAUCUACGCUGUAACGGAUGCUGGCAGCAACGUGAAACGGGCAGUUUCGUUGGGAAACAUGGAGCACCAUUUGUACUUCGGACAUGCACUUCAUAACCUUGUGACCGUGGAUGGUAUAGAUAGUGUCCCAGAAGUAAAAGAACUGGUUAAUGUAAAAAAAAUUGUCAAGACUGUGCGCUACCGGUUACCAGAGGUGGAGUUAGAAGCAGAAAAGGUGCAGAAAGAAUUUUUGGAUAGUGUUGAACGAGUAGUAGAAACACUAGAAAUUGAUGAGAGUAACCCCAUUUUACAGAGCAAUUCGCAGACAGCUACAGAAGCAAGCACCGAAGGGUUUGCAGAAGACAUGUCACUUAUGACAGCUGACAAUUUUAGAAAUAUUCCGUCAAUUAAAACGGCUACGCCUACACGUUGGCGCGCAGCACUUUAG
Molecule: messenger RNA, 471 nt
Organism: Parnassius apollo (apollo)
Lineage: Eukaryota; Metazoa; Arthropoda; Insecta; Lepidoptera; Papilionidae
Source: the annotation of a GenBank genome assembly